Beta vulgaris subsp. vulgaris (sugar beet) is the source of this 1280-nucleotide messenger RNA. Its product is annotated as heavy metal-associated isoprenylated plant protein 30. NCBI's taxonomy places the organism in Eukaryota, Viridiplantae, Streptophyta, Magnoliopsida, Caryophyllales, Amaranthaceae. Bases 432 to 1004 code for a protein of 190 amino acids. Gene Ontology annotation, molecular function: metal ion binding. The transcript has 3 exons. The record is from RefSeq and is a predicted model, not a curated record.
GACAUGGUAGCUAGCAAUGAAUAAUAUGUCUAGCCCACAUGGGCGCGCAUUUUACAACUUUAACAUUAGUAGAUAAAAACUAAUGUAUACCUAAAGCAGCCCAAAACAACCAAAUUUAAACACAAGCUAAGAAACAGCUGAUCUUCUCCUCAGAGUCCAGUAUUAGGGAGUGAUUUUGAGCCUAAGGUAUUGAUAGAAUUUUGGAAUUUUGGAAUAUUAUUUGAGAAAAUUAUUAAAAGGAGGGAAGGGAGAAGCGAUGCUCUGUGCAAGUACAGCAAGAAGAAUAUCUUCUACCUCAACCUCAGGGUUACUCUUUUCUUCAUCUUUAUCUUUCCUUAAUCACUCUGAUAUCUUUACCAAUAAACCUUAACUUAGUUUACAAAUAUACGCACGAUUCGUAUAAAUACAUACACCUUCAACACGACUUAGUAAUGACAAAAACCUUUAAAAGAGCCAUCUCUUUGUUCAUUUCCACCCUUUCUUGCGGUUUCUUUGGCUAUCAUCGUAAUCAUACUCAUAGCCAUAAUCAUCGAUUACGCGUUACGAGCAACGCUAAGUAUUUCUCCUACAAUAUGGGCAAGUCAUCUCGACCUAUUUCUUUGCAGACUGUGGAGCUAAAGGUUCGCAUGUGCUGCACUGGUUGUGAAAGGGUUGUCAAGGAUGCCAUUUUGAAACUUAGAGGAAUUGAUUCUAUAGAAGUUGAACUACCAAUGGAAAAGGUAACGGUAAUAGGAUAUGUGGAUCGAAACAAGGUAUUGAAAGCAAUAAGAAGGUCUGGAAAAAGAGCGGAGUUCUGGCCUUACCCUAACCCUCCUCUUUACUUCACUUCUUCUACCAACUAUUUCAAGGACAGGACCCACGAUUACAAGGAGUCUUACAAUUAUUAUCGACAUGGAUAUAAUGUUGGUGAUAGACAUGGCACCCUACCUAUUUCAUCUCGUGGUGAUGAUAAAGUUAGUAACAUGUUCAAUGAUGAUAAUGUCAAUGCUUGCUCCAUCAUGUAGCUAGCUAGUCAUGCAUGUAACAAUCUUUUCUCUCUUAUCUAGGACUAGGAGUUGUGUAUAUGUACUAUUUGUAUGUAUGCAGUUGUUCUAGUCUUUUAGCCUCCUAUUCACCAUCUUUUUCAACAAAAAAAGAGAGAAAUUAGGAGUGUGGGAAUAUCUAGUUCCUAUAUAUAUGCAUCACUGAAGAAAAAAGAAUGUCAUGGUGUUAUUUCUUUAUUUACUAUGUUACGUGACCAAAUCCUCUCUUAUUGUAUAUAGUUUCUCUUUUUUCUUAAA